GAAAGGUCUGUUUUUUUCUUCUCGUCAUAUAAGAGUCGGUGUAGCCGAAGUUGAGUUUACAUCACUCGAGUCUUACUUGUCACACUUUAUACACAAAAUUUGCGGUGUGUGGUAAACUAAUAAGAAGUGUUAAAACAUAGCCUGAGUUCGUUUUAGUGGCUCACCCGCACAGGGAGAGCACUUUAGGAUGGAUAGCUGCUUUUAGCUUGAGUGUGGAGGUCCUUCCAUCGUGGAAAGUUAGCACAUAGUUUCGCCUGCUGCCUUAUUAUCUCUUUUUUCCUCAACACCACAUUUCAGAAAAUUAUCGUGGUCGUUCUGAUAUUUGGAGGAGAAAAAAAAGAAGGCGGAAAGUGAAGCUUGCGGGGCUGUGAAACAACAUGCCGGUAAGGCGUUUCGGCGGUCACGGGUAUCUGGUGAAACGCUCUGGAACGCCCAAACUCUCGUAUGGUUUCUCCAAAAUGAACGUGUCAAAAAGUGGAUACCGGGUUUUCUCCGCCAACUCCAGCGCCGCCUGCGCCGAGCUCGCCAAGAAGAUAACAGAACGCUUGGGUGUAGAGUUGGGCAAGUCUGUGGUAUACCAGGAGGGAAAUGCAGAGACCAGAGUGGACGUGAAGGAGUCUGUGCGCGGGCAAGACAUCUUCAUCAUUCAGACCAUUCCCAGAGACGUCAACACGGCCAUCAUGGAACUGCUGAUCAUGGCGUAUGCCCUGAAAACGUCCUGCGCCAAGAACAUCAUCGGGGUCAUCCCGUACUUCCCUUACAGUAAGCAGUGCAAGAUGAGGAAGAGGGGCUCCAUCGUCUGCAAACUACUUGCCGCCAUGUUGGCUAAAGCUGGGUUGACCCACAUCAUCACCAUGGACCUCCAUCAGAAGGAAAUCCAGGGCUUCUUCAGCUUCCCCGUCGACAACUUGAGAGCUUCCCCCUUCCUCAUCCAGUACAUCCAAGAAGAGAUCCCAGACUACAGGAACGCUGUCAUUGUUGCAAAGUCCCCGUCGGCUGCCAAGCGGGCUCAGUCCUACGCCGAGAGACUGCGGCUCGGUCUGGCCGUCCUGCACGGCACCGCUCCCGGUCUCGAGUCCAACGCGGGCGACGGGCUGUACUCGCCCCCGCCGGCUCGCCCCAGCGCGGGACACACCGGCCUGGAGCUGCCGUGCGGCAGCGGAUCUCGUGCCCCGUUUCCUGGGAUUGAGCUUCCAAUGAUGAUGGCCAAGGAGAAGCCACCGAUCAGUGUCGUCGGGGAUGUGGGUGGAAGAAUUGCCAUCAUUGUUGAUGACAUCAUCGACGACGUGGAGGAGUUUGUCGCCGCCGCAGAGAUCCUGAAGGAGCGAGGCGCCUACAAGAUCUUCAUCAUGGCCACGCACGGCCUGCUGUCUGCCGAGGCGCCCAGACUCAUUGAGGAGUCUGCCAUUGAUGAGGUGGUGGUGACCAACACUGUGCCCCACGAGGUGCAGAAGCUGCAGUGUCCAAAGAUCAGGACGGUGGAUGUGAGCAUGAUCCUGGCCGAGGCCAUCCGCCGCAUCCACAACGGAGAAUCCAUGGCCUACCUGUUCCGGAACAUCGCCGUGGACGACUGAGGCAACACACAACAAAUGACACUACAUCACCGAGCAUGAUCGUGGGAACAAUAUUUGACAAGUGUUUUCGCUUAUACAGACAUGAUGUAUCGCAUGCAGCUUCUCACCAUUUGGCAAAUAAAACUAUUUUUCUUGGGUGACAUA
Messenger RNA from Phyllopteryx taeniolatus (common seadragon), 1718 nucleotides. RefSeq names its product phosphoribosyl pyrophosphate synthase-associated protein 1-like. Gene Ontology annotation, molecular function: magnesium ion binding; ribose phosphate diphosphokinase activity. Lineage: Eukaryota; Metazoa; Chordata; Actinopteri; Syngnathiformes; Syngnathidae. The coding region runs from base 378 to 1574 and encodes 398 amino acids. Gene Ontology annotation, cellular component: ribose phosphate diphosphokinase complex; cytoplasm. The record is from RefSeq and is a predicted model, not a curated record. The transcript is spliced from 11 exons. Gene Ontology annotation, biological process: purine nucleotide biosynthetic process; 5-phosphoribose 1-diphosphate biosynthetic process.